This is a messenger RNA of Dendronephthya gigantea, 2474 nucleotides long. RefSeq names its product transmembrane prolyl 4-hydroxylase-like. Gene Ontology annotation, molecular function: L-ascorbic acid binding; calcium ion binding; iron ion binding. Lineage: Eukaryota; Metazoa; Cnidaria; Anthozoa; Malacalcyonacea; Nephtheidae. Gene Ontology annotation, cellular component: endoplasmic reticulum. Gene Ontology annotation, biological process: peptidyl-proline hydroxylation to 4-hydroxy-L-proline. The transcript is spliced from 10 exons. The coding region runs from base 53 to 1648 and encodes 531 amino acids. The record is from RefSeq and is a predicted model, not a curated record.
CUUGCCUAUAGCUAUAUAACAAAUAAAGCCCUGUGGUUCAAAAUCCUCCGCUAUGUCAAAACAAUUUUUAGACAUUCCCGAUAUCAGGUUUUGGGUUUUAGUAUCCAUACUACACAGUACAAUGUUAUCUUGUGCGGAUCAUAUCCAGCCGUUGAGUACAAAGGACUUUUACAAACAGAUCUACGGGAAUGUCUGCCCAUCUGGUGAAUUAUCAUGUCUACGAGAAGUUAUGACAAACACCUUUCAAAUGUCCUUGACCCGAAAGCAAAAAGAAAAGGUUGGUAUGCAAGAAACAAUACAUUUAUUCGAAGGAAAAGAAAAUAUCGUUAAAACGUUAAGUCAAAAUCCUCCAAUCUUUGAAAUUAAAGAUUUCUUCACGAAAGACGAAUGUGAACUUGUCAUUGAUUUGGCAAAGACAAAAGGAAUGAAAAAAAUUCUACCGUUUAAAAAUAUUGAAAAGAUGUUCAAGGAUGAGAUGCACGAGACUUUUAAGAUGUGGAAUUUAAAUGGUGAUGAUUUUAUUGAUGCUUAUGAGGUAUCAUAUGUAUACGGAAAAGCAGGCAUAUUUGUGAACGACAAGGAUAUUUAUGACAUGUUUAAAGAUUGCAAAAUAGACAAUGACGACAAUGGAAAGCUUGAUAAAAACGAAUUCGCCAAUAUGGACAAAGAACGUACCGCAAAAUGGUUCGAGAAACACAUAGCUGAUUCCGAGAUAUCUAAACCAGACAACGUAUUUAUGCAACAAACAUGGCUCUGGCACAAUGAAGACGAAUUACUUGCAUAUGAAGACCUGUUUGAGAACUAUCACGAAAGAGUUGCAAAAGUUUCAAUGUUACCAAAAAAGAUAGUAGAAAAUAGUGAGCCCAUUCAGGUAGUAAAGUAUGAAACUGGAGCGCACUAUGAUUGCCAUCAUGAUACGCAAAGUCUAUCAAAUGAGCUACCAUGUUGUCAGUAUGGCUCAUCAAAUUGUAGACUUUGCAGGUAUUUAACAAUAAUGGUUUUCUUGACUGACAACUACGAAGGUGGAGAGAAAUGUUUCCCCUUGGCUGACAACAAGACAUUUUCUCAGAAGGACUUACCUAGAGAGUAUCUUGAGAAAUGCAAUUUGGCAAAAAGCUGUAACAAAUGCAACCUACUUGUUAAACCAAAGCAAGGCAAAGCACUUCUAUGGUAUAAUCACUUAUUGAAUACCAAAACUUCUUGGAUGGGUGCACUUGAUGCGUUUUCCAGUCAUGGCGAUUGUGUAUCCGAUGGUGAAAAAUGGAUCGCAAAUAUUUGGAUUGAUAUCAUAGGAGAUGGCAAACACGAAUUAAGGUCAUGGAAAAGCGGAACAAAUUGGAUUAAACCCGGAAAUAAAAAGGAUGCUGAAAUUUAUACAUAUUUGGGUAAUCCUGACUUGAAGCAAAGUUCGAAUUACACUCAGUUUAAGGAAAGAUACUCUCCUGUCAUGAACACAAAACCUGAAACGAAUACUGAUUUUCAGGAAACUAGGUCGGGUAAAAAUUUAGGACAUAGUAAAAUUCUACAGUCAGUACUACUUCUUUUAGCCGAACUUAAACAGGAUGAACUGUAUAUUGUUGCUGACAAGUUAAGAAAGGAAAUGACACCAAGAAGAUUUUUGGAGAUUUUCUGUAAAACACAUACAUAGCAGCAAGCAUUAACAAAGUGAUCAAUUACAACUGUACAAGUUACAUUUAAUUUACCCUCAACGCAUCCAUAACAGGGGUAUUUUUAUUUUCCUAAUGGCUUUAUUAUUAUACUAAGGACGGGUUAAUAUGAGACGGGUCAGCACGGUUUAGUCGGACUAGCUCAGCAGUGCCGGAACUCGCUUCACCAAAGGAUUACAAUGGUUUUCCGUGCAGGAUAACGUGAUCCAUGCACGAGGGAUGUUGCGAGACUUUUGAAAAGUGUAAAAAAACACGAGCCGCAGUCGAAUAAAUCACGCUAUUCUGCACGAAAAACAUUUGUGAAUUGUUUUCUAAAACAACUACAGUGAAACAACCAUAUCGUUUUGAGAAUCCCGCCAAAAACUCGCGAGUGCUUUUAAAUUCCUCGUGGAGGAAUUCCUCCUGAUUUGAACAAUGAAAUUGCAUGUUAUUAUAUAAAUAUUAUUUCGCAAUAUUUGUAAAAUAGUCAGCAGCUGAACGAAGCGAGAUCUCGUCUUAAACAGGUUCAUAUGAAAACAUCAAGCGUGCCAGCAAAAGCGCGAGCCCGCCCGGUCUCAUAUGAACUGUUCUUUCCAUGUUUGGAUAUGCUCCAUACUCCCCCUCAGGGAAUAAAUAUAAUUGUAAUAUAACAUCUAUAGUACACGCGUGCUGAUUGGUUGAGAAGCGUGUUUCAAUUAGACAACGAAGGCGAGUUGUCUAAUUGUUUUUGUACACACCCUGUACGCACUUCAAAAUCAAGCCAGGAACAGUUGAUGGAAAAUGAGUCAACUAUAGGUCCUCCGGCUACAUCUGUAGCUCAGUGGCAAG